Molecule: messenger RNA, 531 nt
Organism: Aureobasidium vineae
Lineage: Eukaryota; Fungi; Ascomycota; Dothideomycetes; Dothideales; Saccotheciaceae
Source: the annotation of a GenBank genome assembly
AUGUCUCUUCCAAGCCCCGUACCCAUUGCUCUUUGUGGCAAGAGCCAGACAAUGGCCACAAACUUCAGCUCCAGCAUGGAGAAGGAAGGCUACCAAGGUUUGUCUACUCCGUACCUCGUUUCAAAGUUCUCAUCCAGAGAUGAACAAUAUUGCGUAAAAAUCGUUGUUCUCACACGCAAUUCACAGNUGGUCCACACCUGCCACGACGCCGACUCUGCAAAAUCAACACUUCCCUCUCUGCUCACCUCCUCUACCGGUCCCGUUGCUGUUGUCAUUGGAAAGGGCUUUUACGAGUCUGAAAUGCAGGAAAUCAUCCAGCACUGCAAGAGUGAAGCAGGUUCUGCAAAGACUGUCUGGUUACUCCCUGACGACGACAAGUUUACUGCUUAUAUGAAGAUGAAGGCUGUGGCUUCGGCGGGUACCAUGUUGCCGGGCAUGAUUGCUGAGAGAGCUUCUGCUGCGUUGAAGGAGAAUGGUGUUGUGGGUGGUGGUAGUCUUGAGGGUGUCAAGAGCGGUGUUCAUGGAUUUUAA